This is a messenger RNA of Prorocentrum cordatum, 492 nucleotides long. The record is from the annotation of a GenBank genome assembly. Lineage: Eukaryota; Dinophyceae; Prorocentrales; Prorocentraceae.
ACUCGAAUCGACGAGCACGGAGGCCGACGAGGGCGAGGAAACAGACCAGGAGAUGAUCAGCACCACGCGGGCGCUAAUCGCACAACUCGAAGCGAGGGUCCGACUUCUGGAACGAGAGUCGAUGAGCACGGCCAUCGUAGACCGCAAGCAUCAGAUCGCGACCGACGGCAACAAGGCAUAUCCGGCUUUCGUGAGAGCUCGCAUGGCGGACCCAGCGACGGCUUUAGGCUCGCCAGCCUCCUGGGCGGCCCACGGCGCUCUGAUCGUCUUGAAAGAUUGGCCAUCCAAGGACACCUCGGCGAGACGCUCCAAGACGAAGUUCGCGACGAAUCUGCCCGUCGCCACGAUCAGGGCGCCGGGCCUAGAUAUCGCCGCCACGAGUUGCCAGCGGCGACGCAAGCAGUGGAUCACGCCCUACACCCCGCGAGCCCCAGAACUGAAGAUCAAAGGUGCCCCGUUCGAGGUCGAGGCCGCGCCGGGGGGGCAGAUCAG